AUGGGUGAGAUACAGCAGGAUACGUUGGUCGCUUCCCGUGAUACCAAACCUGUCCAUCUCCAGUCAUGGAGACUAGCUGUAGUCAUCGGGUCCUUGUGCCUUGGUAUCUUUCUCCUCGGGCUCGACCAGAAUAUCAUCGGGGUUGCCAUCCCACGCAUCACAACCGAGUUCAGAGCGCUGGAUGACAUUGCCUGGUACGGCUCUGCAUAUCUGCUGACCAUUACGGCUUUCCAGCCGUUCUUUGGUAAUCUGUAUAAGCACUUCAAUGCUAAGGUCGUUUAUGUCGUCUCCCUCCUGAUCUUUGAAGUCGGAUCUAUCAUCUGUGCAUCUGCGAAACAGUCCGAAGUCCUGAUCUUCGGCCGAGCAUUCUUGGGUCUUGGGGCUGCUGGGUUGCUUCAGGGUGCCCUGGCCAUCAUAGGAUAUGUGGUUAGCCUGGACAAAGUGCCCUUGUUCCAAGGCGUGGUAGUCAGCUCUCUCGGUGUCAGCGUGUCCAUUGGUCCGGUGCUAGGCGGUGUGCUCACUGAACGUCUAGACAGUAACGUUCCAGUCGGAGUCGCUGUUAUAAUAGCCAUCGUUUUUUUCGUGCGCAUACAAGCCUCGUCAGAUCAGGUGAACCAUGACCUGCCCCUAAAGACUAAGUUGAGACAGAUGGAUGCUGUCGGGACGGUCCUGUUCAUCGGUGCCGUCGUCUCGUUGCUGCUGGUCCUGCAGUGGGGUGGCCAGUUGUACCCCUGGAACAGUUCACGUAUCAUUGCUCUCCUCGUUGUUUUUGGCAUUCUCGUCAUUUUAUUUACUCUAUGGGAGUGGAAGCAAGGAGAUACUGCCAUUAUUCCCUUUCGAAUAAUGAGGAAGCGUUCAAUCCACAUGGGCGCUUUGGUCUUGUUUGCGCUGGGUGGAUCAAGCCUCGAUUAUGCAUACUACCUACCAAUCUAUUUCCAGUCCGCUCAAGGUGUCAGCACCAUUCAAAGCGGUGUACGGUUUAUCUCGCUAGUCCUGCCCCAAAUCGUCGGGUUAGUCGUUGUGGGAGCUAUUGUAUCUCAAUGGGGCUACUAUGUUCCAUAUAUGAUAUUAGGUAUAGUGAUCAAUAGCAUCGGCGCCGGCCUCCUGACCACAAUCGGUGUGUCUACACCGACAGUCGAAUGGGCUGCCUAUAUGGUCAUCAAUGGACUUGGCAUCGGAAUGGCGCAACAGCUCCCUUAUACCGCUCUUCAAGCUGUACUUGAGCCAGCGGAUGUUCCUAUAGGGAAUGCAAUUUCAGUCUUCUCUUACCAAUUAGGGGGGGCUCUAUCGGUAGGUAUAGGCCAAAAUCUACUCCUCAGCAGGCUGAAGACCGCAGUGCCCCAGUACACAGACGCCGUCUCGCCGCAAGAGGUUAUCGCCGUUGGCGCCACUGGCCUCGCUCAGAUUGCCCCAGAUGGGGCAGUCCUCUCUGCUCUCCGACACGCCUAUGCGGCGGCUGUGCGCGAUCCGCUGAUCCUAGCACUUGCUUUGGCUACUCUCGCGUUCCCAUUCGCGUGUGGCAUGGAGAGGCUGAAUAUCAAACAUAUAGCGCAGAAAAGAUUGGAUGAAAAGAGUGACAUUGAGGGGAAUAGUGCAAGGGGAGAUGAGCUUCAGGAUUCGAAUGUGAAGAUAUAA
Molecule: messenger RNA, 1635 nt
Organism: Xylaria bambusicola
Lineage: Eukaryota; Fungi; Ascomycota; Sordariomycetes; Xylariales; Xylariaceae
Product: MFS general substrate transporter
Exons: 8
Coding region: 1-1635 (544 amino acids)
Biological process (GO): transmembrane transport
Molecular function (GO): transmembrane transporter activity
Source: RefSeq, a predicted model, not a curated record